AUGGGCCACUCCAGAAUCAACAGUCUGCUUAGCAUCCUUGAUGAAAUCCAGAGCGAAAUCCAGAGCGAACCUAAGCAGCCAUCUCGGAAAGAGGCACUGAGGAACGAGCUUUAUAAGCUAUACCUGCACACAUCCCUGGAGAUAUGUAAACAAAAGCUCAACGGGUCGAUCAGCAGGGAUACCCUCGCGAAGAUCCAGGAGAUCAAGCAAUACUUCAGACAUAUAGAAAACAUCGGCGACCAAAAUCCAAGUUGCCCUGGAAAAGCACAGGAGUAA
Molecule: messenger RNA, 276 nt
Organism: Encephalitozoon cuniculi GB-M1
Lineage: Eukaryota; Fungi; Microsporidia; Unikaryonidae
Exons: 1
Coding region: 1-276 (91 amino acids)
Source: RefSeq, marked provisional